This is a messenger RNA of Rhododendron vialii, 776 nucleotides long. Its product is annotated as abscisic stress-ripening protein 2-like. The transcript has 2 exons. The coding region runs from base 227 to 550 and encodes 107 amino acids. Lineage: Eukaryota; Viridiplantae; Streptophyta; Magnoliopsida; Ericales; Ericaceae. The record is from RefSeq and is a predicted model, not a curated record.
GUGGCCAAUGACACUCUGCGUUUGGACACUCAGCCUUACCAAUCCAUUAAAUAAAUGAAACCAUGCCUUAGGCUUCCACAUAACAGUACUCAGCCUUGCCAAUCCAUUAGUAUAAAUAUAACACCAUGCCUUAAGCUUCAACAUAUCAUUAAAACCCGAUUCUCCAUAUAAUCCACUUUACAUACAUUUACGAUCGACUAAACUUUUUUGCCACCACACCGCAAAAAUGGCCGAUAAGCUCUUCCACCACCACAACAAGGAGGAGGACAACAGCCCCCCCGAUUAUAAGAGGGAAGAGAAGGAGCACAAGCGUCAUGAGCACCUUGGUGAGCUUGGUGCCGUUGGAGCUGGAGCCUAUGCCUUGGAUGAGAAGCACAAGGAAAAGAAAGACCCAGAGCAUGCUCACAAACACCAGCUAGAGGAAGAAGCGGCAGCCGCAGGUGCAGUUGGAGCCGGCGGCUAUGGCUUCCAUGAGCACCAUGAGAAGAAAGAUGACAAGAAAGAAGAGGAAGAGGCCGGUGGAAAGAAGCACCACCACCACCUCUUUUAAUUUUUCAAUUAAUUGGUUAUAUGUCUAUGUUUAAGUUUACUGAACAUGUGUGCGGUAAGCUAUUACCACCCUAAAUAAUGAUGUACGUGAUGCGUCAUGUGUGUUUAAUUUUAUGUGUCAUUUGUGCUUGCAGUUAUGUUUGUUUUCUUAAGAUCGAGUUUCUCCGUUGUUGGGAUACACUGUAUGAGUUCGUUAUUAAUAAAGAAUACUUCCUUGUUCCUUUUCA